AUGUCUGUUGAACAUCACGAAUUUAAACGUCAAAUAUCAUCUCAUGAAAGUUUACCUUGCUUUCUUCUCGAUGGUGGUCAAUCACCUUUUCAACGAUCGACAAAUAUAGCUACACCGUUUUCACCACCAUCAUCAACAACAACUAUGAUUCAGUCACCAAAUGUAAAAAGUCCAAAAUCAAACAGACAACAACAGUAUCGUUUAUUUGCUUCUCCUCACAUACCAUCAGCAACAUCGUCCAUAACACCAAAUCAUCCACGAACACGUUCAUUACAAACUGCUGAUUCUAAAACAUGUUUACCAUUAAAAAAUAUGUCUGAUAUAUUUCCUGAUUUCGAUUAUUCAAAAAUGACUGCACUCGACUCUAUUAUGAACAAUGAGACAAGAUCGUUUGAUUGUACAACAGCAACAACAGCGAAUAACAAUAAUUAUAAUAUUAAUGGUAGUCAAUUAAAUACGCCAACAACAACGGUGACAAUAUUUGGUUUUCGUGAAAAUGAUGUAGAAUCGAUACAGAACUAUUUUUCAAAUAUAGGCCAAAUUGACAGUAUAUCUCGAGAAGAUGAUACGAAUGAUACAAAUUAUUUGAAUAUUACUUACAAAAAUUUAGUCUCAUUCCAAAAUGCUUUAAAUUUAUCUGGAAUAUUGUUAGACGGGUGUAUUAUAGGAGUAGUACCGUUCAAAGAAACGUAA
Didymodactylos carnosus is the source of this 693-nucleotide messenger RNA. Lineage: Eukaryota; Metazoa; Rotifera; Eurotatoria; Philodinida; Philodinidae. The record is from the annotation of a GenBank genome assembly.